ACGCCCAAUCCUACCACUCCUCCAACUUCCCCUCCUCCAUCACCCAUGCCCAGCACAGAUCCCAAACUAGGUGGUUGGGUUAUUUGGUCAAAACGUCCCUCAGAUCCUUCUACUGCUCCCGGUAUCAUCAUCUCUCCUCAUGCUCGUCCUCCUCCCGAUGUCAUCCAAUAUGCCCUCGACAUCCCAACGCCCCCUCCAUCUCCCACACCAGUAUCCGUCGUUUUACCCUCAGAUGUCUCAGUGCCCACCCCUUCAGAGCUCCUAGAUGGCACAGAAUCAAAUACUACUCCUGCCCUUUCUACAGCAUUUGACACACCUGUUCCCGGCUCACCGGUUUCCACUAAUACAUCAUUUUCCCUCGCAAAGGCCCCCGAACAACCUGAAGAGAAGCCUUCGGUGGAGGCCUCGCCAUCGGCUGCCGAACUAUUUACUCAACACGAGCCGACUGCAGAGCCUGAAUUAUCAUUCGAUGAGGCUCCAUCCAAUGCAGAAGCAUCCACGUCUUCCCCCACACCUGCACCCGUCCCAAGGCCUGCAGUGUCAUGGGCCUCUCUCCUCCGCAAACCUGGCCCAUCCAACCUCCCCGCAUCCUCCGUGGUAGGCUUCUCCAUCCCCGCCUCCCCUCCACCCAUCGCCACCACCCCAAAAACCUCAUCCCACCCUAAAAAGUCUGAGCUUCUGACCCUGCUCAACUCCGGCGGAUCAUCCGCAGCAGCCAUGCGCAUCAGGCCACGCGGCCUCGUCAACUCUGGCAACUUGUGCUUCGCCAAUGCGGUGCUCCAGGUGCUCGUGUACUGUCCUCCAUUCUGGCGGUUCUUUACGGAUCUCGGGCGGUUCCUUGAGCCUGCGGAGGAGUCCAAGACACCGCUUGUUGAUGCUACCAUUCGGUUUGUGAAGGAGUUUGCGCCAAAGGAGAGGGCACCUGUUGAGGGCAAGGGAAAGGGAAAGGGCGUAGAGCGUUAUGGAGCCAAUGGUCUUGUGCAUGAAGAAGUGGAUGAUGAUAUUAUGGAUUCGUUUAUGCCGACAUAUGUACAUGAUGCUUUGAAGGAGAAGAAGAGGUUUGAUCAUAUGCGCGGUGGGCAUCAAGAAGACGCAGAAGAAUUCCUUGGAUUCUACCUCGACACGCUCGAAGAAGAGCUCCUAACGCUCUCCUCAUCACUCACCAACCCCAACCAGGCUUCAGCUCACCAGACCAACAACGCCCCAGCAAACAACGUGCAAGAAGAGGGGUGGCUUGAGGUAGGCAAGCGUAACCGUACUGUCCUGACACGCUCCACCAAGACAGUCGACUCCCCCAUGACGCGUAUCUUCGGUGGCAAAUUCCGCUCCACUCUCCGUGUACCGCAUCAAAAAGACUCUGUCAUCUUCGAAGACUGGCGUAGUCUGCGGUUAGACAUCCAACGCGACACAAUCCACACAAUCAAAGACGCCCUCACCCACAUCUCCACACCCCAAUCUGUGCAAGUCACCUCCGUAACACGCCCAGGCGCAACCCUGGACGCAACCCAACAAGUCCACAUCGAUUCCCUCCCUCCGAUUCUCAUCCUCCACCUCAAGCGGUUCUUAUACGACGCUAAUAAAGGCGGGGUUGCAAAGGUUGGUAAACAGGUUGCGUUUGCGCCUGAGCUUGAGGUGGGCGCGGAUGUGAUGGUGCAGGGGAAAAAGGUGAAUGGGACGAGGUAUCGGUUGUUUGGAGCGCUCUACCACCACGGUCAAUCAGCCUCGGGCGGACACUACACCCUCGACGUCCUGCACCCCAAUAUCGACAUGACAAAUCCACCUAUAAAGCCGCGUGAGGGGUGGAUACGGAUCGAUGAUGAGUUGGUUUCGGAUUUGAGGGCUGAGGAUGUAUUUGGGGGUGUGGAAAGGGAUGAGAGGUGUGCGUAUUUGUUGUUUUAUAGGAGGGUUGGUGCGGGGAGGGGGGGGUUAGGUUUUUGCUUUGGUAGUGAUGAUUUUUUUGGGGGCGGUGGUGUUUGGGGUCAAUAGUUUGUGCGAUGCUUUGAAUGCGAUAUUGUUUGGAUUGUUUUUGGCGUUGGCGGGGAGUACCGGUGCUUUUGAAUCAUUACAGCUACUAUCAUUCCGGGUAAUCUGCAACUACCAUGUAAUAUGCAAAAUGUUCAAAACACCUCAACGCGCUGCUCGACUCACUUCAAAAAAAAUUCAGGCAUAUGUAUACUACUUAUAUACGAUGUACUGUC
Molecule: messenger RNA, 2198 nt
Organism: Suillus clintonianus
Lineage: Eukaryota; Fungi; Basidiomycota; Agaricomycetes; Boletales; Suillaceae
Exons: 6
Coding region: 46-1986 (646 amino acids)
Biological process (GO): protein deubiquitination
Cellular component (GO): nucleus; cytosol
Molecular function (GO): cysteine-type deubiquitinase activity; cysteine-type endopeptidase activity
Source: RefSeq, a predicted model, not a curated record